AACCGAGUCACUAAAAGAUCCGAACCACAACCACACAGAAGAAACGAGUCGCUCUGAUGGAGACUGUUGUUGAUCACAUAAUAUAAUGUUGAUAUUCAUCGAUUUGUUGCUCAAGGUUUGGGAUUUCUGAAGCGGUUUCUCAUCUGCAGAAGCUCAUUGGAGCUGAAUAUAUCCGUUUGAGGCGCUUAGAUGCUUUGAGUUUUCGAGCCCGUGAAAAUGUCUGUUGUUUUUGUUCCGAAACGGCAGCGCGGAAAAGCGCAAAUCAACCAGGAGACAAUUCAAAGACUGCUGGAUGAGAACGAUCAGCUGGUGAGAUGCAUCACAGAGUAUCUGCAGAAGGGCCGAGCCACAGAGUGUGUCCAAUACCAGCAGAUUCUGCACCGGAACAUCGUGUAUUUGGGAACCAUAGCUGAUGCCGGCACAGAGAUCGUGCCGGAGGAGACGCAGACGUCUGCAAACGACUCGAAUCCUUAAGGAAACAGAAUCCCAUUGGCCGAAAGGAACUCCAGAUGUCUUUGCUGGGGAACACUUUUUAUGUACAUAAUUUCAUAAUAUUUAUACUUUA
Molecule: messenger RNA, 565 nt
Organism: Rhinichthys klamathensis goyatoka
Lineage: Eukaryota; Metazoa; Chordata; Actinopteri; Cypriniformes; Leuciscidae
Gene: ss18l2
Product: ss18, like 2
Exons: 4
Coding region: 217-474 (85 amino acids)
Biological process (GO): positive regulation of transcription by RNA polymerase II
Cellular component (GO): nucleus
Molecular function (GO): transcription coactivator activity
Source: RefSeq, a predicted model, not a curated record